Molecule: messenger RNA, 3517 nt
Organism: Lepisosteus oculatus (spotted gar)
Lineage: Eukaryota; Metazoa; Chordata; Actinopteri; Semionotiformes; Lepisosteidae
Product: sorting nexin-6
Molecular function (GO): phosphatidylinositol binding
Source: RefSeq, a predicted model, not a curated record
CUUUGACCAAAUACAUUCCAACACUGGCCAGAAUGGCACAAAAAUAGGAGGUUGCACUGCUUGUGGUUGUAGCGAACAGCAAACGGUUGAAAUAUACACGUAAAAUUGGACAUUUUCAAGUCGUGCACCCUAACACUCCUGACAGUGGCAGAAGACUUCACAUAGCCUGCUUCUUAAAAAUGAUGGAGGAAGCUGUUGAAGUUCCAUCUCAUUCCAACUGUAGUGUUUAUUGCAUCAGAGUGACUGAAGCCAUAAAGAAUGGGGAUUCACUGGUUUAUGUUGUGAAAUCUGAAGAGUUGUCCAGCAACAUGCAGUACCAAGUUGACCGAACAUAUGAAGAUUUUGAGUGGCUUCAGCACUGCCUUUUUACCCAGGAAAGUGUCCCUGGUCUUCAAGGGAUUAUUUUUCCUCCUCUACCAGCUAAACCGAUGACAUGUGACCCCAGCUCAGAUGCAAGAAGUUUUAAACAGCUAGGGCUUCUAGCCUUGGGAGGAACCUGGCAAACAUAUUGCAGAGCUCUGGAGAAAUACCUCCAUCUUGUAUCAGGACAUUCCAUCCUUGUCAAAAAUUCAGCAUUGCAAAGCUUUCUCACACAUAAAGAGCCUCCAGGAAAGCAGAUUGUGAAGAAGGGGAUCUUUGACAAGCUGAGCCAGGCUGUGGAAGGACUGAGGAAGGAACAUCACAAGGAUAUUGAUGAGUUUUUUCAAAACGAGAGGGACAGUAACGUGAGACUCACUGGACUUACCAAAGCUGCGUCAGAAAGGUUCCUUGAAAUGGUGGUAGCUGAACAAAAAAUAAUGGUCGCUUGUGGACAUUUCUCCACAUCUCUGCAGCUGGGGAUCGGGCAGGAAGAUGAUUCCACAGCCUGUCGUAUUUCAAAGAUAUGUCUAAAGCUGUCAGAAGUGAUAGAUACAGUAAAGAAAAAAUAUGAAAGUGUUGCAGAAAAUAAUCGCAACACAAUAGGCCUCUAUCUGGACCUGUAUUCUCGCUAUCAAGAAGCUGAAAAGGAGAUGCUAUUCAGGAGAACCUGUAAACUUGUUGAGGUUGAAAACGUAAAUAAAAGUCUUGUGAAGGUCAAAAGCACUAAGAAGGCAAUAAUGGAAGAAAUUAAAAAGGCUACUGACAGAGAAUUUCUUGAGAUUUCUGGAAUGGCCAAAUGUGAGAUUCAGAACUAUCACAGAGAACGGGUUCUGGCCUUCCAGCAGUCCCUGAUUGGCCUCUGCGUGCGCCAGCUGAAGACUGCCAGGGAGAGUUAUGCUGUGCUCUCUCAGCAGCUCUCACACUUCAGAGAGCUCUAUGGAGAGUGACUACUAUCACACUCAAACUUCACUCUGCCAGUUCCAAAGAAAUGUACUUUAACCAGAGGGUUAUUUUGAGAUCCAAACUCCUGCCUCCUUCCUCCUUCCCCCUUCCCUGAUAUUUUAACAUUCCCCUUGUGUUUCUUCACUUCUGAGUUCAUUGCCCAUAAAACUAAAAUCACUCUGGCACUGCCUGCAGUUUGGGCACAAAUCCCAGCAGACACCCUGAGAGGCUUCCUUGACAGCUCGAAAAGCUUGUUUCAGCUGGUACUACAACAGCUAAGUAACUAAGCAAUUUAACUGAAAUUAGGAGAGUUUCUGUAGGUGACUAACGCCUACUAGAGACUGUGAUGAGACCACCUCCCUUUCUCUCUCUGUUUUUAACUUAAUAUCUGACCAGGCUUCACCAUGGACCUUCAUAGGUUAAAGAAAAACAGAUUAGUGUGCAGUGCCCCUCUUCUUCUCUGCAUGCUAUAAACUGCUUUUAUGACUUGGAGGAGAAAUUUCUGAUUAUGAUGGGAUCAGGGGAGACAGAGAUAUCAGUUUAUAUAAAUUGAUUGUAAUAUAUUUCAGUUCUCUUUGUGUUGCUGUGCUUAUGCGUGGAAUUCAUUACCCUUUCUUAAGGUUUUAGCACAUUUUCCGGGUACUGUACAUGGAUACAUGAUUUCCAAUGGUCCCUCUGCACCAGUUGUUUUACUGUAGAGUAUGCUUGAUUUCUUACUCUAGAGAAAAUAAGGUGUAUGUACUACUCAAACAGCUGAGAUAGGCUGGGAUGUAACAAAGGCAUUUUUUAAAUUAUGUGUGCUGAAUUGUACCAAAUAUAUUUGUAAUAUAAUUACAAAUAAUUAUUUUUCAUAAUAUGAAACUUUUGUAUUAUGACAGAAUUUUCCAUUUCUGCUAGACAUGCUUUACUAUAAGCACCAUAAUCACAUUCCUGCUAAUCUUAUCCACGAUGUACAUUAACUGAAUCCUUUUUGGACAUUUUGACCAGUUUGGAAGUGUGAACUUACAGUUCACUGUAGUGUAUCUAAAUUUCUCACAGUCUACAAUCUAUUGCAGAAUCAUUGGCCUUCAUCACCCUGUUUUUCUACAUGGAGUGCUCUCUUCAAAUAUUCCACUUUCCUGCACUUAGUGGCUGAAAGAGUUUCUGUAUUUUUGUAGCUAGAAAAAGCAUCUUGCAUGAAUUCACACAAUUAUCAUUUUUCCUGUUGACAAAACAUUAAUUCUCCUUUUUGCAUGCCUUUCUUUCUGAUGUAUAUUCUUAAUAUUGUUGCAAUUGCUUUGUGUAUUUGAUUAAGUCACAAAUUAUAAAAUAGUAAAAAAUCCGAGAUGGACAGUUCUUGUGCAAGUUAAUCGAUCACAAUCUGGGCCGUUUAUUCUUCCUUCCCAUGUAAUAUAAUUCUUGGUAUUCUUUGGACUCUCAUUUUAGGUUUCUUUUCACUUAAUUACAAUAGGUGUUUUCUUUAUUUGAUUGUUAUUGCUUUUCCCAGUCACUUCUCUAAUUGUUUAACAACACACUGAACUUCAUUUAAUGAAAGCAAAACAGUAUUGAAGGAAGCUGGCUUCCAGACCUCUGUUGACAUUGAUGAAAGCCUAUAUUUUCCGUUUUAAAAUAAACACAUUUGCACUCCACUUUCUCUUUAACUCUCAGUGUAGAACACAAGACAGGGAUUUCUACUUUGAAUUUCCAGAUGACUUCAAGAAUUCAAUUUAAAAAUACUUGUUUUGCUAGAUGAAUAAAUAUAUACUGCACAGUGCAAGUAACCUGUCUUUGGCAAACUUCAGUAUUUCUGUUAAACCUGCAACACUACAGCCCUAUGCUGAUCAGAUCUAAAAUGUAGAGAAUAAGUCCAACAAGAUAAUUGCUAUUUAUGGAAGAUAGAAGGAUUGUCAGAACACACCGGAGAGUUUGAAACUUCUACUGAAUAAUAAUGUCAAUAAUUGUUUGCAGUCAUUGAUUAUAUGGUGUUUCUAAUAAAGGUAUCUUGGGGAGAAAUAAGGAUUGACGCAUAUUAGGUCUUGACUAAUAUGUCAUACAUCCUGUUGUUCCCAUAAAGAGAAGGUAUUGUAUGAUCACAGGAAUAAAUCCAUGCUUUAUUUAUUUGGAAUCAAGAAUAUUUCUCUCCUCAAUUCCCAUGUAAUGCUAAAAUCUUUAUCUACAAUUUAAUUGUUACCCAUUUAUAGAGACCAUAUAAAUAAAUGUAUACACACUGAUUUCA